Molecule: messenger RNA, 2718 nt
Organism: Mesorhabditis belari
Lineage: Eukaryota; Metazoa; Nematoda; Chromadorea; Rhabditida; Rhabditidae
Source: the annotation of a GenBank genome assembly
AUGAGAUUCCUAUUUUUUGUGACUAUACUUCUAGGCGUUAUUUGGGCAGAAGAGAAGAUUAAACCGGCUGAGAAUAAUGAUUCUGACUUGACAACAGUCGACUCAUCAACAAAAACAUUACCCACAACAGCUACAGUGAACGGAUUGGUUGAUGAUAAAGAGAUCCUCUCUCGAAUCCUUUCUGAUCCGAAGAAACGCAAGAAGUUGAAUGAUUUGAAUGCUGAAUACAAUUUGAAGUUGAUGACAAUGAUUCGAGAUUUCCGAGAGAAAGAAUUUGGAGUGGUAAUGAUGGAUAAGUUGGCUCUUUCAACAACAACAGCAGCAACAAAGCAACCAAAUGUUGAGGAAAACCCAAAAGUUAAAGAAGGAGCAAAUGAAGAAGAGGAAGAAGAUAAAGAAGAGGAAGAGGGAACAAUUCCUGAAAUAUUUGCGUCUGAUGAAUCAAAUGAUGAAAGUGCUGUGAGCGAUGAAAAUGAAGAAAACUCUCCCGAAAACAAUGAUUUCCCACCAAUCGGAUUCUCUAUCGAUAAGUCAAAGGUGACUCCAUUGCAGAGAAAACAACGAGCAAUCAAGAAAAGAAAAGCUCUUCAACGUCUGAAGGCAAAACUAAGAAAAAUGAGCCCGGCUGAAAGAAGGAAAUGGAGGCAGACACAAAAGAAAAAAGAAAGGAAAACAACUCAACAGAAGCAAGUUCAAAAGAAAGCUCAGAACAAACCCUUUCACAAAUCAACAGAUGAUGAGAAAAAGAUGAAUUGGCGUGGGAAGGGACUGCCUCGAGGGGCAGUUCUCAGUCUCAUUCUCAUCCAUUUCACUUUCGGUUUCUAUCUUCCCGGAUUGGCACCAGUUAAUUUCUGUGAGGAACAAAACAGAAAAGAAAAUUGCGAAAGCAACGUGACACUUUAUGUGAAUCGAUUGGACUCGGAUAGAAGUGUGAUCCCGUACGAAUAUCAUAGUUUCGACUUCUGUGUCGGUUCCGAGAAUGAAUCUCCCGUUGAAAACCUCGGUCAAGUACUUUUCGGCGAACGAAUUCGACCAAGCCCAUAUCAGAUCAGUUUUCUGAAACCUGUUCAAUGUGCCGCGUUGUGCACAAAGAAAUAUCAAAAUUCGGCUCAAGAUAUAGACAAGAUGAGACUUCUGCAAAGGGGAAUGAAACUCAACUAUCAACAUCAUUGGAUUGUCGACAACAUGCCAGUCACGUUUUGCUUUGUGAAUCAACAAAGCAUUCAAGUUUGCACAACUGGAUUCCCAAUGGGAUGUUAUGUGGGCAAAGAUGGAAUGCAACAUGAUGCAUGCGUACUUGAUAAUAAAUUCAAUCAACUGGACAGCUACUACCUUUUCAAUCAUGUCGAUAUUCGCAUCGAGUACAGAGAUAUGAGUCAAGAUCCGAAUUUCCUUGAUGAGAAAGUUGGUGGUCGGAUCAUCUCAAUAAAAGUACAGCCACGAUCAAUCAAACAUUCAUCAGCGGAUAGCUUGGAUUGCUCUGAUACAGCUCCGGCACUUCCAUUCAAAGCCGGAAGUGGAAGUGGAGAAAUCACUUAUUCGUACAAAAUUGAAUGGAUUAAAACCGAAACCAAAUGGGCAUCUCGAUGGGAUUACAUUUUGAACUCAGCACCACACACAAACAUUCAAUGGUUCUCAAUUAUGAACUCGCUGGUUAUUGUGCUUUUCCUUUCGGGAAUGGUUGGGAUGAUUUUGAUGAGAACUCUUCAUAGAGAUAUUGCUCGGUACAAUCAAUUGGAGAAUGAGGAAGACGCUGCUGAGGAAUUUGGAUGGAAAUUGGUGCAUGGAGAUGUAUUCCGAUCUCCCAAAAAUGCAAUGUUCCUUUCGGUUUUCAUUGGUUCGGGAUCACAAGUGCUCAUGAUGGUCUCGAUUACAUUGGUUUUUGCCUGCCUUGGAUUCCUUUCUCCAGCUAAUCGUGGCUCUUUGAUGACUUUUGCCAUUUUCUUCUACGUCUUCUUUGGAAUUGCUGCCGGUUAUGUAUCAGCUCGUUUCUACAAAACUUUUGCCGGUGUUCAUUGGAAGACGAAUGUCAUGCUCACAAGUUUCUUUGUGCCGAGCAUCAUCUUCUGUGUGUUCUUUUUUACAAACACUCUUCUUUGGGCAAAAGGAUCAUCAGCAGCUGUUCCAUUUGGUACUCUUGUCGCUCUUCUAUGUUUGUGGAUGUUCAUCGCCACUCCAAUGACAUUCCUUGGAGCCUAUUUCGGAUUCAAAAAGAAAGCCAUUGAACAUUCAGUCAGAACUAAUCAAAUCCCCAGACAGGUGCCCGAACAAACUUUGUACACGAAACCACUUCCCGGAAUGUUGAUGGGUGGAAUUCUUCCAUUUGGUUGCAUUUUCAUUCAACUUUUCUUCAUCCUCAACUCAAUCUGGGCUCAUCAAACCUAUUACAUGUUCGGCUUUUUGUUCUUGGUCUACACAAUUUUGAUCAUCACUUGCUCGGAGGCUACUAUUCUUUUGGCAUAUUUCCAUCUUUGUGCAGAGGAUUAUCACUGGUGGUGGCGUUCAUUUUUCACCUCAGGAUUCACGUCGGUCUAUCUUUUUGCCUAUUGUGUUCAUUAUUUCACAAGCAAGUUGACAAUUUCUGGAGUCGUCUCAACCAUUCUCUACUUCUCCUACACCGCCAUUUUUGUCUUCCUUUUCUUCUUGGCAACAGGAACGAUCGGCUUUUUGGCAACAUUCUAUUUCGUGACGAAAAUCUACGGAUCAUUGAAAGUCGAC